AUGGCGGCGGCUGCGGAACGCCUCAACGAAAUAAAAAGCGAAGCUGUCGAUCUGGAGAACAUCCCCGUGGAGGAGGUGUUCAUCAAACUCAAAUGCAGUAAGAGAGGCCUCGCCUCCGACGAGGCCGAGGCACGCACCGCCGUCUUUGGUCCCAACAAACUAGAAGAGAAAAAGGAGAGCAAGGUUUUGAAGUUCUUAGGGUUCAUGUGGAACCCGCUGUCGUGGGUGAUGGAGAUGGCAGCCAUCAUGGCCAUCGUGCUCGCGAACGGCGAUCACAAGCCGCCGGAUUGGCAAGACUUCGUUGGCAUCGUGGCGCUCCUCAUCAUCAACUCCACCAUCUCGUUCAUCGAGGAGAACAACGCUGGGAGCGCGGCCCAGGCGCUCAUGGCCAACCUUGCGCCCAAGGCCAAGGUGCUCCGUGACGGCCGCUGGAGCGAGGAGGACGCGGCGAUCCUCGUCCCGGGUGACAUCAUCAGCAUCAAACUGGGCGACAUUGUCCCAGCUGAUGCGCGCCUGCUCGAGGGCGAUCCGCUCAAGAUCGACCAGUCGGCACUCACCGGCGAGUGUCUCCCGGUCACCAAGAAUCCCGGCAGCAGCGUCUACUCGGGAUCCACGUGCAAGCAUGGCGAGAUCGAGGCCGUCGUCAUUGCCACCGGCGUCCACACGUUCUUCGGCAAGGCGGCGCACCUCGUCGACAGCACCAACCAGGUCGGCCACUUCCAGAAGGUGCUCAAGGCCAUCGGCAACUUUUGCAUCGCCGCCAUCGCCAUCGGCCUCGCUGUUGAGGUCAUCGUCAUGUACCCCAUCCAGCACCGCCGGUACCGCGAGGGCAUCGACAACCUCCUCGUGCUUCUCAUCGGCGGCAUCCCCAUCGCCAUGCCCACCGUGCUGUCCGUCACCAUGGCCAUCGGCUCCCACCGGCUGUCGUUGCAGGGCGCAAUCACCAAGCGCAUGACCGCCAUCGAGGAGAUGGCCGGCAUGGACGUACUCUGCAGUGACAAGACCGGAACGCUCACCCUCAACGAGCUCAGUGUGGACCGCGACCUCGUAGAGAUCUACGCCGCCGGCGUUGACAAGGAAGAUGUCAUUCUGUUCGCCGCCAGGGCCUCCAGGGUGGAGAACCAGGACGCCAUCGACGCCGCCAUGGUCGGCAUGCUCGAUGAUCCCAAGGAGGCCAGGGACGGCAUCGAGGAGGUGCACUUCCUCCCCUUCAACCCCGUCGACAAGCGUACCGCCCUCACCUACAUUGACCUCUCCGACGACAGUUGGCACCGUGUCAGCAAGGGCGCUCCCGAGCAGAUCUUGGCCCUCUGCAAUUGCGCAGAAAACCUGAAGAACAUGGUUCACAUUGUGAUCGACAAGUACGCGGAGCGCGGCCUUAGAUCUCUAGCCGUCGCAAGACAGGAAGUGCCGGAGAAGAGCAAGGACAGCCCUGGAAAGCCGUGGCAGUUUGUCGGCUUGCUGCCUCUACUUGACCCGCCGAGGCACGACAGUUCUGAUACCAUCAAGCAUGCGCUCAACCUCGGCGUUAAUGUGAAGAUGAUCACUGGUGAUCAACUUGCCAUUGCAAAGGAAACCGGCAGGAGGCUCGGCAUGGGCACAAACAUGUACCCCUCAUCAGCACUUCUUGGGCAGAGCAAAGAUGAGUCCACCGCUUCAAUCCCUGUGGAUGAAUUGAUUGAGAAGGCCGAUGGCUUUGCCGGCGUCUUCCCAGAGCACAAGUAUGAGAUCGUCAAGAAGCUGCAGGAGAUGAAGCACAUCUGUGGAAUGACUGGAGAUGGAGUGAACGACGCGCCUGCGUUGAAGAAGGCAGAUAUCGGAAUUGCCGUAGCUGAUGCUACUGAUGCAGCAAGGAGUGCCUCUGACAUUGUGCUUACUCAACCUGGACUCAGUGUCAUCAUCAGUGCUGUGCUCACUAGCCGGGCCAUCUUCCAGAGGAUGAAGAAUUACACUAUAUACGCCGUGUCGAUAACAAUUCGUAUUGUGCUUGGAUUCAUGCUGAUUGCUCUGAUCUGGAAAUUUGAUUUCUCACCGUUCAUGAUUCUGAUCAUUGCUAUUCUGAACGACGGCACAAUCAUGACUAUCUCAAAGGACAGAGUAAAACCAUCCCCACACCCAGAUAGCUGGAAGCUGAAUGAGAUUUUUGUCGCCGGCAUCGUGUAUGGCACUUACCUGGCCGUCAUGACUGUGAUAUUCUUCUGGGCCAUGAGAAGCACUGACUUCUUCUCUAACACGUUCAACGUGAGAUCCCUUAGCGGCAGCAACGACGAGAUGAUGGCAGCCCUGUACCUGCAAGUUAGCAUCAUCAGCCAGGCCCUCAUCUUCGUGACGCGAUCGCGCAGCUGGUGCUUCACCGAAUGCCCCGGCUUCCUGCUGUGCCUUGCGUUCGUGGUCGCGCAGAUUGUUGCAACUGUACUGGCAGUGUACGCGAAUUUUGGGUUUGCACACAUCAGAGGCAUCGGGUGGGGGUGGGCCGGCGUCAUCUGGCUCUACAGCCUCGUCACCUUCCUGCCCCUCGACCUCUUCAAGUUCUCCAUCCGCUACGUGCUGAGUGGCAAGGCCUGGAGCAAUCUCCUCCAGAACAAGACUGCGUUCACCACCAAGAAGGAUUACGGCAGGGAGGAGCGUGAGGCGCAGUGGGCGACGACGCAGCGCAGCCUCCACGGUCUCCCGGCGCCGGUGGCCGACAACAUCCUGAUCGGUGGCCGGAGCAGCAGCUUCAGGGAGCUCUCGGAGAUCGCCGAGCAGGCCAAGCGGCGAGCAGAGGUUGCGAGGUUCCGUGAGCAGAGCACGUUGAAGGGCCAGCUGGAGUCGGCGGCGAGGCGCAAGGGGCUGGACAUCGACGCGAUCAAAUCGCCGUACUACUCCGUGUAA
Phragmites australis (common reed) is the source of this 2874-nucleotide messenger RNA. Its product is annotated as plasma membrane ATPase-like. The coding region runs from base 1 to 2874 and encodes 957 amino acids. Gene Ontology annotation, cellular component: plasma membrane. The record is from RefSeq and is a predicted model, not a curated record. Lineage: Eukaryota; Viridiplantae; Streptophyta; Magnoliopsida; Poales; Poaceae. The transcript is spliced from 14 exons. Gene Ontology annotation, molecular function: ATP binding; ATP hydrolysis activity; P-type proton-exporting transporter activity. Gene Ontology annotation, biological process: regulation of intracellular pH; proton export across plasma membrane.